AUCGGUUAAACUGUAUAUUCGACGACAGAUUUACGUUACAUGCGCCGAGAGGGAGAGAGAAUGGAAGCGGAAGAUGGAAGAAGAAGAAGAAGAAGAGGGAGCGGGAGCAGCGGAGUGAAGAGGAUUCAGGACGCAAAGGGGCAGGAGCGCUCUUCUUAUUUCGCUCGAAGGGAGGCGGCUAGGGUGCUGCGGUGCGUUCUCCGAGGGGACGCCCAGAGGAAGGCUGUCGCCUCCAUCAAGACCCUUGUUUACAGCCCUUCCGUCCGCAACAAGAAGGCCACCUUCGCCCUCGUCUGCCAGACCCUCAAACAUCUUCCCCUCAUAAAGAAAAUUGUGGCAGCUACUGAUAUUUUGACAGGAAAAUUGAAGCGGCAAGAGGAACUUGUCUACAUAAUUGCCUAUGAUAUUCUCUUUGGACAGGCUAUGACUUCAAUAGGAGUCGCAGAAUAUUCGGUCCUUUCAAAGAAAGAUGUUCUACUGUCAGCUUUGGCACAAAUUUGCAAGCAGGAAAAUGUGAAAUGCUAUAAAGAUUUGUUAAUUCCAGUUCAUAAAAAUCCAGAUUUUCCAAACCUUCGAUUUGUUCGUGUUAAUACACUGAAAAUGGAUGUAGAUGCAGCUGUUAGUGAGCUUGAGAAAGAAUAUAAGGUGAUUAAGGAUGUCUUGGUUCCAGAUCUAUUGGCCCUUCCAUCAGGAGUAGAUCUGCACAAUCAUCCAUUGGUGACUAGUGGAAGCAUCUUCUUGCAAGGUAAGGCUAGUUGUAUGCCUGCAGUUGCUCUUGGUCCUCAGCCUGGAUGGGAGGUCCUGGAUGCUUGUUCAGCACCUGGUAACAAAGCUGUUCAGAUGGCGGCACUUAUGAGAGGGACAGGAAGAAUUGUAGCAUGUGAACUGAACAAGGAAAGGGUGAAGCUCCUAGAAGAGACGGUGAAACGUUCAGGAGCCCCUAAUGUUGAAGUUUCUCAUGUUGACUUUCUAAAGAUUAAUAGCAAAAGUCCCUUGUAUUCAAAGGUCCGGGCUAUUCUUUUGGACCCUUCAUGCUCUGGGUCUGGAACCUCCACCAAUCGCUUAGAUUAUCUGCUUCCAUCAUAUGACACAGGUCAUUUUCACAAUGGUCUAGAUGCUGAACGUGCUCGAAAGCUUUCUGCAUUCCAGAAGAAGGCCUUAGCCCAUGCUUUGUCCUUUCCUUCUGUUGAGAGGGUGGUCUAUAGUACAUGCUCCAUCCAUCAGGAGGAAAAUGAAGAUGUUAUCAAGACAAUUCUCCCAAUUGCUGAGUCCCUCAAUUUUCACUUGGAGGCACCCUUCCCUCAGUGGCCUCGCCGUGGUCUUCCUGUUUUCGGUGGUGCGGAGCAUUUAUUAAGGAUAGACCCAGCUGAUGGCAUGGAAGGAUUUUUCAUAGCAUUAUUUGUUCGAAAGCAUUCUCAGAAUAAGCAGGAGGAGCUGAAAUGUGAGAAAUACACUUCAUCUGUCGAUUGUAUUUCAGAAGCGCGUGAGAGCAAGGUGUUGAAUUUAACAAAUAGGCAAUCAGGGUUUAGAAAUCUUCCUGAAAAGAUAAAACAUUCAACGGCAAAAAAAAAUUUCCGGAUGUAUACAUAUGUCAAGGUGCCUCGAGCUAUGUACUUUUUAUGUAUGACCAAACGUAAAAAAUUAAAGAGGAAACAACACUGUGAAAUGCAUUGUAGUUGCUAAAUCAUUGAACGGAGAUGAGGUAUGUGAACUUAAAAUUCUAUGUGGAUAUGGUGUUGAUGCCAAAUUUUGCAGUUUCUGACACAUAAUAUUAAUCUAAACAUGAAACAUGGUGGAUCCUGCAGUUUGUUGAAGA
Molecule: messenger RNA, 1816 nt
Organism: Nymphaea colorata (pocket water lily)
Lineage: Eukaryota; Viridiplantae; Streptophyta; Magnoliopsida; Nymphaeales; Nymphaeaceae
Product: 25S rRNA (cytosine-C(5))-methyltransferase NSUN5
Exons: 13
Coding region: 40-1683 (547 amino acids)
Biological process (GO): rRNA base methylation
Cellular component (GO): nucleolus
Molecular function (GO): methyltransferase activity
Source: RefSeq, a predicted model, not a curated record